Messenger RNA from Necator americanus (New World hookworm), 14454 nucleotides. RefSeq lists its product as uncharacterized. The record is from RefSeq and is a predicted model, not a curated record. Bases 1 to 14454 code for a protein of 4817 amino acids. NCBI's taxonomy places the organism in Eukaryota, Metazoa, Nematoda, Chromadorea, Rhabditida, Ancylostomatidae. The transcript has 115 exons.
AUGCCGUUCAAACAACCGUUAGGCGAGCGAGCGGACGAGAAUCGCGUGCCACCGACUUUCAUCCGACCAUUGGCCGACAAAAGAGCUGUUGUUGGUGAACGCGUAGUGUUGCAAUGUCAGUUGGACGGUCACCCGAUACCGGCAGUUAAAUGGCUCAAGGAUGGACACAACGUCUCGAACUGCCCCGAUUACGAGUUCGAAGAGGAUGGCCUUCAUCAUCGGCUAAUUAUCUCACAAGUACAGGGUGCGGACAGCGGAAGAUUUACGGCACAGGCCGCUAAUGCUGUCGGCCUUCGUCAGUCCACCUGCAUCCUGAUUGUUGCGCCGGCACCGACCCCAAUUCCUGGAGGGAAACCGACGAUGGUUUAUUCACCAGCACCACCACAAACCCCGGUUGGUCCUAGUGCGCCGAUAUUUUUGAAGGAGUUACGACAUCAACCUCUGAAACCUGGAGCUAUUAUGGUGAUGGAGGCGCGAGUAGCAGGUGUUCCACAUCCACAAGUCGAAUGGUUAAAAAAUGGAAAACCUCUGCAAAACUAUCGGGCAAGAAUUGACCAUGACGCUCAAACGGGUAUCGUCUCGCUCACAAUCCCGCAAAUGUUCAACGACGAUGCCGGCGAAUACAUGUGCAAAGCGAGCAACAUACAUGGUGAAGCGACAUCUACUGCUCAACUUCUCGCCAAGGAGCAGUACGAUCGUUGGUUUGCCGAAGAGCAAAUGCGUCUGACGAGAGACCGACGCCAGGCACAGCAGGGACGACCAAGCAGUGUUGCCCAGAAGCAGAUGAUGAAACAAGGCAUUGCCUAUUCGACCGAUCAUGAAAGUAACGGGGAUACGCCUUGGGGAAUCUCUGAAUCUGAGACCGAGCCGGAACUCGCCUCGCUAGACAACCGAGGUGCACCAGGAUCACGACCAAUUGUACGAGCUCCACCACGAGGUUUACGACUCACCGAAGGAACCGACGCGAUCCUCCAGUCGAAUAUAGUCGGAAAUCCGAAACCGAGGAUCUAUUGGUUAUUCAACGGUGCACCCAUUCGAAUGAGUGGACCACGGAUUCAAAUGACCUACAGAGGAUCACUAGCCGUACUCAAACUUUCAAUGGUUACACCAGACGACAGUGGCGAAUACACGGUUGUUGCCGAGAACGCGUUCGGAAAAGUUGAGAGUUCGGCUCGUAUCGAGGUCUACCCUCUUAGCGCGCCAGAGGAUCGAGUUAAAGAGCAACAACUACGAGAACAGCAGCAGUAUCUACAACAGCAACUUCGAUACGAAAAAGCGCUUGAGCGCGAACAAAUCGAACGACGAGCUCGUGAAGAGGAGAAUCUUCUAAUCCGAGAAGAGCAGGAGAGACUCAGACGAUUAUUCGAACGUGAACGCGCCGAGAGGGAACGCCUCGAGUUAAUUCGUAGACGUGAAGCCGACGAACGUGAACGACUACUACGACAACAUCGACAACAAGAGGAACAGGAGAGAGCACAUCGAGUCGAAGAGGAACGAAGACUUCGACAGUUACAGUGGACGACACAACCAUACCAACUACAGUAUCAACAGCAAUAUCCCAGCUGGAAGCAGCAAGGAUAUACUCAAGAAGUUGAGUAUCGUGGACCUCCACAGCACGAAGUCCUCUACGAACAAAGAAACUUCAGCCAAGAGGCGCCCUAUCAACAAGUACAGAGGCAACAACUACAUCACGAAUAUUAUCGACCAGUCGAUUCUGAAAAUCAAUUCCGUCAAUUAAAUCAAUAUCAACGUCAUAUCGAAAGUCAACAUCGAUACAUGCCAUCACUAAAACCACAACCGCAGCAACCGCUGCAUGGCACCACAGCCAACGGUAUGGCUAAUGGGAAUUCGGCGAUCAGUUCUUCACGAAUGGGCGCCAACAAAACCGGACAUGAACAUGGCGCGGCGCUCGUGCCGUCUCGUCCACCACAAUUCCUCGUACAUCCACAAUCCAUUGCAGCAAAACCUGGCGAGACAGUGACUUUCACAACAAAGACAAGCGGCAGUCCCAUGCCUACAUUGGAAUGGUGCCGAGCCGAUGGUUCUCCUAUUCAGUCCGGCGGGAAAUUCAAAAUUGAGCAUGGAAAUAGUGGCGAUAGCAAGAUGAUCAUCGAGAGGGUUGACGCUAACGAUGCUGACAACUAUGCGGUUGUGGCCAAAAAUAGCGCUGGAACAUUCCAAAGCCGUUUCAUGCUAAAUGUACUACAGGCAAAAUCACCCGAAGCGCCAGAGUUCACCGGGAAAUUCCAGUCGACAACCGUCUACGAAGGGGAUUCAGUAAAACUUUACUGCAAGGCAGCUGGCGAACAAAUAACCUUCAAAUGGUUCAGGGAUAACGAGGAAAUCCCGAAUGGACCACCAUUUAAGAUCCAAAGUGGACCGAACGAAACGACAUUAACGAUUGAUAAUGCUACGUUAGCUGAAGGAGGCUGGUAUCGUUGUGAUGCCUCGAAUAAGCAUGGAACCACCGCCUUGAAGGGCCGUGUGGUUGUGCAAAGCCGACAAAAAUUCAAUGCACCACAUAGGGAGCAGAUCACACUGAGGAAGGUUGACCGGCGCCAGGCAAGAACUCCGGUCAACCAACUGCCAGACGUAUCCGCUUCAAAAGUGGCGCCAACCAUCUCCAACGAACUCCAAGCUCUGAACCUCAUCGAAGGCCAAACGGCCCGACUCGAAAUCCGCUACGCUCCGGCGGAUGAUCCGAACGUGAAAGUAGUUUUCCUGCUGAAUGGCAAACCUGUAGUGACUUCAUCUCGAGUGACAGCUGUCUACGAAAAAGGCCUUGCAAUCCUUGAAAUUAAUCCCGUCACAGUAUUUGAUGCAGGCGAAUAUACGGUAAUUGUGAUGAAUCCGAAAGGUGAAGCACGAAAAUCGACUAAGAUGAGUGUAAUUGGACACGGCACCGUUGAUCAACCAACGCUUGGAAACAGCUUUGGCACCGCCUAUCAGUCGAGAAGCACAAAAGCUCCUCCAGGAAUUCAACUAGAUCUACCCAAUUUCCACUCCGAUUUGCGAUCACAUGAGCUGUUCGAAGGCCAACCGAUUCAUCUCGAGACGAAAUUAACACCGCUCAACGACCAGAAUCUUGUCGUUGUAUGGUACCUGAAUGGAAGGGAACUCAUGAAAAAUGACCGCUGCAGACAAACCCUACAUCAUGGAUUUGCCACACUUGAUAUUUUGGACUCAACGAAAGAUGACAGUGGCGUUUAUACUUGCCGAGCGAUCAAUAAACUCGGACAAUCCGAGAACCAAGCGACUGUCAUUGUGCAUCCUCGUGUGGAUUUGCACAAAUACGAGCAGAAUCGAAAUCUGGAUGUGGAUGACGUGCGAGAGAUCCAGUUCAGCCACGCCAAACACGACGAAACGCCGAAGUUUUUAUCACCGAUCAAACCGUUCCAUUGCGACCAAGAACUUGGACGUUCGUUCUUUGAGGCUCGCAUAACCCCAGUGAACGAUCCUUCGCUCAGAGUCAGCUGGUUGAAGGACGGUCAUGCACUUCCGAAUGCGAACAGAAUCCAGACUUUCCACAACUUCGGCUGUGUGUCACUUUCAUUCAACCCCACGUAUCCAGAGGACGCUGGAACUUACACAUGCGUCCUAUUCAAUGCUCAUGGACAGGCUCAAUGCUCUGCAGAACUUACCACGGUACAAAUGCCUACGCUUCAAACUGACAGCAAACAUCAAGAGAGUUUGCAGAUCAUCGGAUACCUAGAUAGUCAUCAGGUGCAUAUUGGUCCUCAAGAGGUUGAUCGUCCGGAGGAGUUCCAAUCUCUGGACACUCCUCGGUUUGUUCGUCCGUUGGCUGCCCGCAUAGAAUGCAACGAAAACGAUCCCGUUCACUUCGAGGCACGACUUCAGCCAGCUAAUGACCCAAAAAUGACAGUAGAAUGGUAUCACAACGGAGCUCCGCUACCAGCUGCCCACCGGUUCCGUCCUAUGUUCGAUUUUGGCUACGUUGCCCUAGAUAUUCUUUAUGCUUAUCCGGAAGACAGCGGCACCUAUACAUUGGUCGCCAGGAACGAGCUUGGUGAGACUCAGUGCAACUUGGAUCUGGUUGUCAACAGCAGCAAGACAUUGUACCUUGAUCCUAAUCAUCCGGAAGGACUGCAACGAAUCCAGGAACUUGAGCAAGAUCGUCGCCAAGGUCUGCCAGAAAUUGAAGAUCGCACCUGUGACGCUGCACCACAGAUUCUCGGAGAUCUGAAAGACCAGGACCUGAAUGAACAUGACAACAUCCAUCUUGAUGUUAAAGUAACCCCAGUGCAUGACCCAACUAUGGUUGUGGAGUGGUUUGUCGACGGACGACAGUUGAUCACUGGCAGUCGUGUGAAAACGAUGAACGAGUUUGGCUUUGUUGCCCUAGAUGUUACGGGUGCAAUCGCCGAAGAUUCUGGAACGUAUACACUGAGGGUCAAGAACGCUCUCGGAGAAGCUACUCGACAGUGCAAGAUCAACGUUAAUCCGGCUGGACAAGUUAUCCUCGAUACACACCAUGAAGAAUCGCUAGACAAGAUUAACUAUCUGGAGAAUUUGGACAAGUAUGGACGUCGCGAAAUCGAAGAUCAUGGACCAGAUAUGGCUCCAGUGUUUGUUGUUCCUCUGGAAGCAGAUAUGGGUGAGGUAGAGGAAGGCGAACCAAUCCACCUAGAGUGUCAAGUGAAACCGAUCAACGACAAUACACUUAAAGUCACCUGGCUGCGUAAUGGAGCUCCCAUUCCUCACGGCCAUCGUUUCCGUACCUUCUACGACUUCGGAUUUGUGUCGUUGGACAUUUUGGGAGUGUAUGCCCAGGAUAGUGGCGAGUAUACCUGCAAAGCAGAGAACGCUCUCGGAUCUGUUGAGACGAAAACAAAGAUUCAUUGCAAUCCGAAGGACGCAAUUCUUGGGCAAGUACAACACCCGAAGAGCUACCAAAGAAUCCAGGAGAUCGAGGCACCAAAGCCAAAACCGCAGGAGCUACCGGACGCCCCGAAACAGCCUCCAAGCUUCGUGAAACAACUCGGACCACCUAUUCAAUGUGCCGAGGGUGACAACAUCUAUCUAGAGGCUCAGGUCGUUCCUACUGAUGACAAUACUCUGACGUACGAAUGGCUUGUAAAUGGACGCCCACUGAUGAAAGCACAUCGUUUCGUUCUGUCACAGGAUUUCGGUUAUAUUGCUUUGAAUAUACUGUAUUGUUAUCCAGAAGACAGUGGUACCUACACCCUUGUUGUCAGAAACGCUGCUGGUGAAGCACAGUCUACUGUGGACAUUGACUGCCGCAUCGAUGGUGUCAAUUACCGAGAUUCGCUUCAUCCCGGCUCUCUGCAACGUAUCAAAGAGCUUGAAACACCACAACAGCGUGCAGAGCCACCCCCAGAGAAACCAAAAGAGCAGCCGUCAAUCAUUAAGGGACUUCCACCUAAAUUUGACGUUGUUCACGAGUCACAGACUCUUCAUCUUGAAGCUCAAGUGGCUCCGGUAGAUGAUAAUACGCUCAAGUACGAAUGGUUGUUCAAUGGACAGCCGCUGAAGGCCAGCAGUCGCUACCGUAUCCUCAAUGACUUCGGUUUUGUCACUUUGGAUAUCGACUAUGUGAUCGCCGAAGAUGCUGGAAAGUACACCUUAGUGGUUUCGAAUGCAGCGGGAAAAGCUGAAACUUCAUGCGAAUUCGACGUAGAGCGACUGAAAUCGAUCCUUUCGGACACAGCACAUCCAGAAUCACUUAGAAGAAUCACCGAAAUGGAGCAGCUUAAACCAGCCAAACCUAGUGAUGAGGACCUACCUCUUGAACCCCCCGUGUUCACCCAACAACUCACUGGACCUACAGAAGUGCUCAAGGAGGGACAAAGCGUGCAUAUGGAUUGUGUGGUUCAACCGAUCAAUGAUCCUAAUUUGAAGAUCGAAUGGUUCUGCGAAGAACGUCCAUUGAUGUUCGGUUCACGCAUCCGCACCAUCCACGAUUUUGGAUACGUUGGGUUAGAAUUCCUUCACGUUCACCCAGAAGACACAGGAACGUAUAUCUGCCGCGCAACAAACGCAGCCGGCACAGCGGAAACCAGAUUCAAACUUGAAUGCAGACCACGCCGAAAUAUCUACCUUGACACUCAACAUGAAUCAUCGUGGGCUAAGAUCCAGGAAAUGGAGAAUCGUGAAGAAAUUCGCGAACCAUCUCCUGAAAUGUCGUUCCCACCACCUAACUUCACCGAGCAACUCAAGAAUGUUGACGACGCGACUGAAGCGGAUGCUGUACGUCUUGACUGCCGUCUUGUACCCGUUAACGACCCAACUCUUAAAGUAUUCUGGACAAUCAACGGGAAUCCAUUGCCUGAGGCUUCUCGCUUCAUGCCAGCCCGCAAUUUCGACUAUGUCAGCUUGGAUAUUCUGGGCUUGUAUCCAGAAGACUCUGGGGUGUACACUUGCAAGGCUGUAUCUCAAUUUGGAGAGGCUGCCACCUCUUGUACGGUUAAAUGCAAUCCAACCCAAUCACUCCAACUGGAUACUCAACACGAAGCAUCCUGGACUAGAGUACAGGAAAUCGAGAACAGGAAGCCACCUGAGAGAAUCUACGAAGAACCAGAGAAGAUGCCUCCUCGUUUCGUUGUACAAUUGCCAGGUGCUUUGGGUGAAGUGGCAGAAGGUACACCGAUUCACUUUGAAUGUCAAGUGGAACCGACCAAUGACAACCAGCUUACGGUGCAAUGGUACCACAAUGGUGUUCCGCUGGCUAAUGGACAUCGUUUCCGAACUGCGCACGACUUUGGCCAUGUGUCCCUGGAUAUCCUGUAUGCGUUUGCACAGGAUUCCGGAGAAUGGACUUGUGUGGCGAGAAAUCAACUUGGCGAGGCGCAGACGAGUGCCAGUUUCACCGUCCUUCCAAAGGGUGUUCUCUACUUGGACUCACAUCAUCCAGCAAGCUGGCAGAGAAUCCAGGAAUUGGAAGCACCAAAAAUGGCACCGGAAGAAGCUCCAGAGCAAGAACCCGAUGCACCACAAUUCUUGGAACCAAUGGAAUCACUGGAGCGUAUCGAAUUCCAACCGGCUCACUUCGAAACCCGCCUUGCUCCUGUCAACGAUACAAACAUGGUUGUUCAAUGGUUCAAAGAUGGACAACCGCUGCACAGCGGAAACAGAUUCAAACUUACUUGCGAUUUCGGUUAUGUUGCCUUGGAUAUCGCUCAUACAGUACCCGAAGACACAGGUACCUACUCAGUCAAGGCAAGCAACAGGAAGGGAGAAGCUGAGGUGAAAGCUAACCUUUCGGUGCGCGGAAAUGCCGGCAUUCUCGCGGACACUCUACAUGAUCAAUCAUUGCAGAAGAUUAGGAUACUUGAGGAGCCGCGAGCUCCAGGACCCGAAGAACCGGAGAGGAAAUACGGACCACCGAAAUUCGUCCGGCCAUUGAACAGCGUUGAGAAUAUCAUCGAAGGACAGCCGGCUCACUUUGAGGCUCAAUUCGAACCAUUCGCUCAUCCGCAGACGACCGUUCAAUGGUUCCUUAACGGAAAACCGCUCUCAGCUUCAAGCAGACGAAUUCUUCGCAACGACUUUGGUCUUGUUACUCUGGAUCUGCAGUACGCGUUGAGUGAGGAUAAUGGGGAACUCUCUGUUGUUGCACGUAAUCCUGAAGGAGAAGAUCGCACUUCUGGAAAGUUCUCAUGUACUCCGAGAGAUUCCAUCUUCAGAGAUCCGCUUCAUGAUCAGUCAUGGAAGAGAAUCCAGGAGAUCGAAGCUCCGCGUGCACCUCUUCCUGAACCUGAAGCACCGCAAUACAGCAAGCCGACGUUCACACAGCCACUACAAAGCAUUGCCGACAUUCCAGAGGGAGGCGUGGCUCUUCUGGAAGCUCGGGUCACGCCUCUGAAUGAUCCGAAUCUCAAGAUUUUGUGGUUCUUCAACGAUUCACCUCUACAGGAUUCCAACUGGAUCGCAACAAACAACGACUUCGGGAAUGUUUCUCUGCGUAUCGCUCCUUGUCAUACUCGUCAUACUGGAGUAUAUUCGUGCAAGGCCGUUAAUGACCAAGGAGCAGCUGUCACAAGUGCUCAAAUAUCUGUUCAAGGAUCUGAUGGUCUUCUGCUUGACACAUCACACCCAGAAUCUCUCCAGAAGAUUCGAGAAAUCGAAUCUAUGGAUAAAUUCGCUCGAAUCGAGGCACCAGAAAGAGAAUAUGGAAAACCACAGUGGAUCCAACCAUUCGAGAACGCGGAUAACGUUGCUGAAGGUGAAGUGGUGGAGCUUCACGGUUUGGUUGAACCUUCAGGAGAUCCAAACCUCCGUAUUGAAUGGAUGCUCAACGGAAAACCGCUCAUGAAUGCCAACCGGUUCCGACAAGAGUAUGAAUUUGGAAAUGUAAUCAUGACGAUCGUACAUACACUUCCACACGAUUCUGGAGUUUACACCUGUCGUGCCUAUAAUGCUGCCGGUGAAGCCACUACCAGUGCUACCGUUAAGGUUGCGGGAUAUGAGCGUAUUCUCCUUGACCCACAGCACCCUGUUUCGUGGCAGAAGAUUCAAGAACUCGAAGCACCUGUGGUUAUCGAAGAGAUCGAAGAAGUGGUUCAUCGUGAGAAACCAAGCUUUGUUACUCAACUACAGUCUGUGGAGGGAAUUCCCGAAGGAGAAAAGAUCCAUCUCGAGGCCACCUUCCUGCCGUCACGAGAUCCCGAGCUUAAGGCAGUAUGGCAAAAGAAUGGUCAGCCUUUGGGAGCGUCGCAACUCAUCCAGACCCGUCAAGAACUUGGAUGGGCAACUUUGGAUAUCUUAUCUGCCAACGAAGACCACAAUGGCGUCUACACUCUUACUAUCUCGAAUUCUGAAGGCGAAGCUGUGUCGACAGCGAUGGUGAAAGUUGUUGGCAGUGCACCUGUACAGGGUGACACGCGUCAUGAGGAGUCCUGGCGUCGGAUUCAGAUCCUCGAGGCACCUAAGGAAGCACCCGAAGAAGCUCCUGCGCCGGUCUACGACCGACCUACAAUUACUGGGCAAAUUCAGGACCAGGAAUGCAACGAAGGAGAUCACAGUCACUUCGAAGCUACAUUCACACCUGUCAACGAUCCAAACCUUACCAUCCAAUGGUUGCGCAACGGUCAACCGCUUUCUCACGGCUCUAAAUAUGCUAUCAGUCAGGACUUUGGAAUUGGCAUGUUGGAUAUUGCCUACACCUAUCCCGAGGAUCAGGGAGUAUAUCAGCUGAAAGUUACGAAUGCACAAGGUGAAGCAGUAUCUUCGGCUACCUUGAAAUGUCAUGGAAAAGAUUCAAUUCUUGGCGACACUCAACACGCAGAAUCUUGGGCUCGGAUUCAGGAGAUCGAGGCUCCGAAGCCGAAGAUGGAAGAGGUGGAACCUGGACCAAAACCUCCUCCUCGAUUUAUCGUUCCCAUCGCUUCUCCUGGAGAGCUUGUGGAGGGACAGCCGGCGCACUUUGAAGCCACUAUUGAACCUAUUGAUGAUCCUGGAAUGAAGAUCAUCUGGUGCCUCAAUGGUGCACCGGUUGCUGACUCCUCCCGCAUGAAGAUGAUCAACGAUUUCGGCUGGGUGAUUAUGGAUAUUAAUCAAGUGGAGGUGCGAGAUACCGGUGACUGGACGUGCGUAGCGAAGAAUGCUGCCGGAGAAGCGCAAUGUUCUGCGCCUUUGAAAGUGGCUGGAAAAGAAAGCAUUCUUCUUGACGCGAUCAACCCACAAUCGCUCGACCGUAUUCGUGAAAUCGAAGCCGAAAAACCAGCAGCGCCCGAAGCGCCGGAUCGCGUCUUCCCAGCACCGGUGUUCACAGCACCACUGUCCGUACAAGGAGCGGUUGAGGAAGGUGGAAGUGCACAUUUGCAAGCACAAUACACCCCAAUUGAUGAUCCUAACGUUAAAGUCGAAUGGCUUCGCGAUGGUCAGCCGAUAUUCCACUCAAAUCGCUACAGGAUGGUACAUGACUUCGGUUUUGCCGUGCUUGACAUUAUCCAUCUGCUUCCUCAUGACACUGGGGAGUACACGUGCAGAGUAUCAAAUGCGGCGGGCCAGGCGGAGUCUUCCGCUCCUAUUAAAGUGGAACCAAGCAGUGGACUUAUUCUGCAUCCUCAGAACGAACAAAAAGCUAGAGCCGUUGAAGAACUUGAGGAGAUUCUUCACAGACGCCCAGAAGAGGUGGCGGAGGAGAUCAAGGAAGCGAUGCCAGUAUUCAUCCAGCCGCUAUCUGCUCCAGUCGAAUGCGAAGAGGGAGAUCGUGCUCACUUCACUGCCAGAUAUGAACCACUCAAUGACAAUAAACUGCAGGUACAAUGGUUCCUUAACGGCCGUCCGCUGAAGACCGGUUCUCGCGUCAAGACUAUCAACGACUUCGGUUUUGUAGUGUUGGAGAUCAGUCCUGUAUAUCCAGAGGAUAGCGGCGAGUACUCGUGCCGCGCUGUCAAUGCGGUUGGUGAAGCUGUCACCAGCACAAAAUUGACUUGCGCUCCUAAGGAGGGAAUCAUCAGCAAGUCACAGUUGCCUGAUAGAAUGUCUGGAGCUCAAGCUAGAAUCACAGAGAUUGAGGCACCACGUCCAGCGCCUGAAGAAAUGCCUGAUGUUGAUCAUGGACCACCUAAAUUUACAACUCAGUUGGCUUCACCACCAGAGCUUCUCGAAGGACAAAUGGCUCAUCUGGAAGCCCAGAUUAGUCCAGUGGCUGAUCCAAAUCUCAAGAUUGAAUGGUUCCACGAUGGAAACCCAGUGAAACACUCGAACAGAAUGAAGAUGAUCCAUGACUUCGGAUUUGUUGUUCUGGAAAUGUCCCCAGCUGAACCACAAGACACAGGAAAAUGGACGUGCCGAGCCACAAACAAGAAAGGCAGCGAUGAAGUUUCGUGUGAUAUUAAGGUUGUUGGUACCGGAGGUGUCUCUUACGAAUGGCAGUCACCUGCUGAACGUAAGGAACGCAUUAAUGAACUGGAGCAAUGGAUCCAUCGUCCGAAAGAGGAGCUCGACUUGCCACCCGUCGACUAUGGACCACCAAAAUUCACGCAGAACCUCGCCGAUAUGGGCACACUCAACGAGGCUGAUGCCACCGCAUUCGUUUGUGUCCUCGAACCAAUUGGAGAUCCAACGCUUAGAGUACAAUGGCAGCACAAUGGACAUCCAAUUCCAUACUCGAACAGAAUCUCAACAACGAACGAAUUCGGCGUUGCAACAUUGCUCAUUAAACACCUUAUCGCUCAAGAUGCUGGCGAGUAUAAGUGUAUUGCUACAAACGCUAAGGGAUCAGCUGAAACAGUCGGCAAAGUCCAGGUAGAAUCUCUAACUCAAGUCGAUGCUCCUCAAGUUGUCCAACCACUUGUUGAGACAAUCGAUCAAACACUUGAAGGCGAUUCGGUCCAUUUGGAGUGCCGUGUCACACCGAUCAACGACCCGCAACUCAAAGUGGAAUGGUACAGAAACGGUGCGCCAUUGCCGGAAGCCAGCAGGUUCAAACCUCUAUUCGAAUUCGGAUUUGUCUCCUUGGAUAUUCUUUAUGCAUAUCCUGAAGAUAAUGGUGUAUACGAGCUGGUGGCAUCCAACGAUAAGGGCGAGGCUAGGACGAAGUGCUCGAUUACGGUGCUACCACGACCUAAGCUCGACUACUCGUCACAAACCCACGGUAGCAAUCUGGAUAACAUUGAAUCACACUUCCGUCAGCAUUCCACUCAAGCGUUAAAGAUGACACCCGAAGAUAUGCAUGACGACGCGCAGAAUAAACCACCUGAGUUCAAAAUGCCAUUGGAGAAUAUUGGUGUGGCUGAAGGAGAAUUCUGCCGAUUCGAGACUCAAAUUGUUCCGAUCAAUGAUCCGUACAUGAAGGUUGAAUGGUUCAAAGACAAGAAACCCGUUCUUCUUGGUCAUCGGUUCCGAUCGGUACUGGACUUCGGAUUUGCAUGUCUUGAUCUCCUCUAUGCUUUACCUGAUGACACUGGCGAAUAUUAUUGCGUAGCCACGAAUAAACACGGACAAGCUAUGAUCAGCGCGAAAUUGGCAUGCCAGGGCGUCUCUCAUAUCAUCACCGACCCGCAGAUGCCUCAAGGAAUGCUGGUGCAUAAUGUCAAGAAAGAUAACAAGAAGAUCCACUGGAGCGAACAAGGAGAGACUGUUGUACGACAAAAGCAGAAGCCCCAGUUCACUAUUAAACCACGUGCCUUGCAAGUGAUUGAAAAUGAACCGGCUCGAUUCGAGUGCGCUCUUAUCGGUAAUCCAAGACCGAAGGUCACCUGGUAUAUCAAUAACAACCAAGCGUUACAUGGCCAUCGUUACAAGUUGAACUAUGACGGUUUACACUAUUUGACCAUCAGCAAUUGCCGUAUCUCGGACGCUGGAGAAAUAUUAGUGAUCGCGAGAAACAGCGAAGGUGAAGUGCAAUCAACAUGCACUUUAGACAUCUUCCAGAAGAAGGACUUCCGACAGUUGCAAUUGAAACCAACACAAUUCAUGACUAGCGAGGAACUACAACAACGACAAAUUCAGUGGCAGAAGGAGACUCUUGGCAAGCUUGGUGAAGCAUUCGAGGCGGCACCCAGACCAGACGCUCAGAAACUCUUCCAUGUCGAGCGAUCUCGCUAUCCGGUUGAACCUCUUGAAACGGAAGAGCUUAUCGAUAAGUUUAACCGACCGCGUGAUGACCAGUUCUAUGAUCAGCUGGCCUACGUCGAAACAGCUCGACCACAGUUCAAGGGAUUGGAAUUGCAACCCGUGCAACUCAAACCCGGACAAGUUUCGAAAUACCAACCACCCAAAGAAGAGAUGGAGACAGUCGCUCUCCGUACCAUUCCCUCUCAAGAGAAAGCCGCUCCAGCAUCAGAACAACCAGAUUGGGCUCAAGCAGGCGGUGCCAAACUGCCAGGAAACGUUGAUGGAAGGUUCAAGAAACUUCCCACUCCACCGAAAGAGGUUGAUAUCCCGGCUCGUGAUCAGAUCACGUUGAAGACGGCUAAGCCAAAACCUGCAUCAGAGAUCGAUACUGGAGAACGUGUGAGAAUUGCAGAAGAAAAGGCUAAGCUGAAGCAAGUGGAGCAAGGACCUGAACAGCCAAAGGAGGAGAUUAUCCCUCAUAAGCAGCAAGUCGAACUGAAAACGAAAUUCACUCCAAUCGUCGCAAAACCGGGCGAAAGCGUUAAGAUCGACAGCAAACCGCUGAAAGAUACGCCACCGGUGGAGAAGGCGCCGAUAGAAAUGAGCAGCAUCAGCAAUAAGCCACAACCGACAAAGAUAGGAGUAUCUAAACAGGCUCCGCCUACAGUAUCUCAACAACUUAAACCGAUCCAAGGAGAACCAGGAAAGGCCGCUAAAUUUAUCGUUAAUUACGACGGGGCCGCGCCAAUCAAAGUCACAUGGUUCAAAGAUGGCAAAGAGAUCAAGAGCAACUUCCGAAAUCAAAUCACCACGACAAAUAACAGCUCAAGCCUUCAUAUUGGACGAUUGGAGAACACUCACCCUGGAUUGUAUCUUGUUCGACUUGAGAACGUCGCUGGAACGGUUGAAUCAUCGGCAAAUUUGACGUUGUCUGCUCCAACUGACAAAGGAAAAGCUCCGGAUUUCACGGCUCGAAUGAACGACCUUCGCAUUCCACAACACGGCCCAGCCGUCUUCACAUGCUCAAUCACCGGUGAGCCGAAACCGACUGUCAACUGGUUCAAGGAUGGUCAAAUGCUGCCGAACGAUGGCCGUUUUGAAGCGAGCGAUGCGAAUGGUCAAUACAAACUUUCGCUUAAAAAUACUUUACCUCAAGAUGCCGGAGUCUACGAAUGUGUGGCUAAGAACACGGCUGGAGAAGCCAGAUGUAAAGCCCGACUGAAUGUGAACCUCAGCGUCACAGGUAAAGGAGCGGAAGAAGGUCCACGAUACGAAGCACCACGAUUCUCGACCCAAAUCCAACCAAUCAUAGCUGAUGAAGGCAAACCAGCCGUCUUCUCCGCCAAAUACACUGGAUUCCCAGAACCUACUAUUCGAUGGUAUCGUAAUAAUGAACCGAUCAAGCGUUCUGCUGGUUACGAGGUAUCUCAAUCAAAGGAUGAAGCAAUCCUGAAGGUUUCCUCUUGCCAACAAGAAGACGUGGGCGAGUACAAAGUUGAGGCGAGCAAUCCGGCCGGAAAGGCGUCAUCGGUUGCGAAUUUGGUGCUAACACCAAAAGCCGGACGGAUCGCAAAGACGACAAUUGUGCGAGGCGGUGGUGCCAGCGUGCACGAUAAACCCGCAAGCGAUGCUCCGCACUUCGUGUCCAGGCUAAGCGAUAUUUCAGCACGACAAGGCCAUACGGUGAAGUUCGCCUGCGAUAUUGACGGAAAUCCCAUGCCAACAGUGCAGUGGAUGUAUAAUGGAAAACCGGUGCCAGCUUCGAAGGACAUAAAGAUCAGCCUCGAGGGAAAGCGCGCAGUGCUGGAAAUCGCCCGAGUGACGCAUAACCAUGCUGGUGACUACGAAAUUGUGAUCAGAAAUCCGAAAGGCGCUGCUCAAUGCAAGGCCAAACUCACGCUCAGUCGAUAA